AUGGACUUUGAUGUUCGUCUCUGGAAAAAUCUCACUACAAGCUCUUGGAGCUUCAUAAUAAAUAUGGGCCUAUCAUUCGAAUCAGUCCUAAUGAGCUUCCAUACGUUGUUCCAGAAGCUUGGGAGCCAAUAUGGGGCUAUCGUAAGGGGCGGGCCGAAAAUCUCAGAGCUCCAUGGUUCUGUAACCCAAAGGACAAGAAUCUCCUCACAGCACCCCGUGAAGAACACACACGGAUCCGCCGUCUACUGUCACAGGGAUUCUCGUCCGUCGCGAUGCGUCACCAGGAACCUAUGA
Molecule: messenger RNA, 294 nt
Organism: Colletotrichum orchidophilum
Lineage: Eukaryota; Fungi; Ascomycota; Sordariomycetes; Glomerellales; Glomerellaceae
Exons: 1
Coding region: 1-294 (97 amino acids)
Source: RefSeq, a predicted model, not a curated record